GCCCAGUCUGGUCAUCUCUUCAACUCCCGACUCCAGAAGGAACAGAAGAAAAGUCGACAUGCGUGUGUUUGUGGUCGUCGCUCUGGCCGUCCUGGCCCUGACUGAGUCCGCCCCUUCCAAGCAGAAGAAAGGCUUGGGAGGAACGCUGGUAGCGGAACUUCAGAAGCUGGAGGCCGCCAAGGCUAAGGAGGAGGCUGCGGGCGCGGGGCAGAAGAAACGCGAAGAAGGUGAUGACUAUGGUCUCCCAGACGUGGAGAUCGCCUUUGACGGGAGCGGUUAUGCCUUCCUGGGGGCCCGUCUGGAGCCCUACGCCGCUGUCUGGCUGGUGACGGCUGCCGAGGAAUCUGACGGCUGGAUUGCGGAGGGAGUAAACAUCUACCACAUGGGGGCGUUCUUCUUUGAGGGGAGGGACGACUGGAUGAUGGGAUACCUCAUGUCAACUGACGAGGCUAUCGCCGCUGUGGCCUGCCUGUACGGAGCUGACCCACCACCAUGCUCUUACGAUGGAACUGGAUGCGACAUUUCAGCCUACCUCGCCACCCUUGCCGGCAGGGACGACCUGGCCAUCUCCGGGUACGGCAUGUCCAUGGUGGACGCCAUCCCCAUGGUCGGAGCGAACAUCGACGAGAAUGGUGUGAUCGACGAAGCUGGUGUGCAUGCGGCUGCUGCGGAGAAGGGCGAGUACCACGAGGGACACCUGGUGCUGUACGAUGACGCCGUGGCCGGAGUGUCCGAGGCUCUCGGCGUUGACUCCCCGAUACCGGAGAAGAAGGAGGUGGCCAAGAAGAAGAGCACAGAGAUUGCCGAAGUGCUGCAGAAGCUCCGUGAGUACGUCCGCGACCUCAACAACCGGAAGUAGAAACCUGGACUGACCCCUGACCCGGAACUGAUUGGAGAAUAGACAUAGACAUCAACACCUGUCUCUCAUCAUUUUUUUGAGAAGGAUUUUCGACUCUGAUAAAUGGAUUACGAAUAGUGAAAUCUCCGAUCUUUUGAAUUGAUUAGAAAUUGUAAUAUUUUAGAUGAAUUUUUUUUUUCUUAGCUGUACAUACUGCAGCAAAUUGACUCUCCUCUAUCUCUACCAUUGCGAAUUGUACCACCUACCAGAGUGCAUGAUACUUCGCUGAUACUUGAAAUUUGAUAUUUUCUUUAUCUUUCACUAGAAAUAAAAAAGCAUCUCACUGCAAA
This is a messenger RNA of Branchiostoma belcheri (Belcher's lancelet), 1188 nucleotides long. RefSeq lists its product as uncharacterized. Lineage: Eukaryota; Metazoa; Chordata; Leptocardii; Amphioxiformes; Branchiostomatidae. The record is from RefSeq and is a predicted model, not a curated record. Bases 59 to 859 code for a protein of 266 amino acids. The transcript is spliced from 11 exons.